CAAGAAUCAACAAAUAUCAACUCAACUAAUUAUUCAACAUGAUGCAACAGGUCGUUCUUUUUUGUGUCGUGAUUAUGGCUGCACAAUGCAUGGUCUUGCAUCGUGCGUCUGCGCCGUUAUUCUUCGGACACUACCCUGAACCCAAUUACAGUUUUGCAUAUGAGGUCAACGAUGCCCACACUGGAGAUGUUAAGAGUCAGCAUGAGAGCAGACGUGGUGAUAUCGUCAUUGGACAGUACUCUCUGGUCCAACCUGAUGGUAUAAAGAGGACUGUUGACUACAGUGCCAAUGACCACACGGGAUUCUUAGCGACUGUGAACAACCAGGGCAGACCAGCCGAUCAGGAAUCGAACAGGAAAUAUAACGUACAAGAAGAAACCACUCGGUCACCAAACAGCCAGGAGAUGCAAUACAACACAGCGAGCACCGCUUCUUACAGUACACAGGGAUGGCCCCAAAACGUACCAAGCCAAAGCGUUACAGUCGCUCCCGUCACCAACAUUAGGACCUCGAUCAUUCACCCCUCCUUCCACAACGGCCACAAUCCUUGGAUCUAAGCAGUUAGAAUAUCGAGCAUAGCACUAAAUGGACCCGGAAUCGAUUUUAACUUCAAUUUAUUUGCAUUUAUUUCCUAAGCGGUUACCGUCUAAUGUUUAUCGGCUGCGGAUAAACUAUAUCGUUCUUGUAGCUUGCCAUCGAACUCGUUUUAAUGUGUUUAUCGAACCGACUGGUUGUAAGCUCCGGCACGAGCGAUCGCCUUAUCGGUUUUUUGUCAUGUCCCUUUGAUCGUGAUCUUACACGAGCUGAAACGUAGCGGAAGAAUAUUUUUAUUUUUAAUGGACCAUUUUUGAUACUAAUACUACUAUAACAAGAGCAUUAUUUAAUAUAUUCGCAGAC
Messenger RNA from Nymphalis io (European peacock), 897 nucleotides. RefSeq names its product cuticle protein 19-like (gene CPR65). Lineage: Eukaryota; Metazoa; Arthropoda; Insecta; Lepidoptera; Nymphalidae. Gene Ontology annotation, cellular component: extracellular matrix. The transcript has 2 exons. Bases 39 to 557 code for a protein of 172 amino acids. The record is from RefSeq and is a predicted model, not a curated record.